Diceros bicornis minor is the source of this 2335-nucleotide messenger RNA. RefSeq names its product terminal nucleotidyltransferase 5B (gene TENT5B). The transcript is spliced from 2 exons. NCBI's taxonomy places the organism in Eukaryota, Metazoa, Chordata, Mammalia, Perissodactyla, Rhinocerotidae. The record is from RefSeq and is a predicted model, not a curated record. Gene Ontology annotation, biological process: mRNA stabilization. Gene Ontology annotation, molecular function: poly(A) RNA polymerase activity; RNA binding. The coding region runs from base 156 to 1442 and encodes 428 amino acids.
GGUCGUUGCCGUCGGAGGUGUGCUCUGGGUUUGCAUCGCCGUCGCUGCCGUCAGGUCCCUGCACACCCGCCUUGGCCCUGGCCCAGCCGCUCUCCCUGCCCUCCUUCCCUUAACCACCCCACGGUUUCUGCCGUCGGGGCACAGGGGCCGGGCUAAUGAUGCCGUCGGAGAGCGGAGCUGAGAACUCGGACCGGGCGGCUGCGCAAGUGGAGACAGCUGCGGCCUCGGCGGUGGCCACGGCCGCCCCGGCAGCCGGCGCCCCCGACCCAGAGACCUCGUCGGCCUCCCCUGGACGGCACCUAAGUAGGCUGAGCUGGCCACAGGUGAAGCGGCUGGACGCGCUCCUGAGCGAGCCGAUUCCCAUUCACGGGCGUGGCAACUUCCCCACGCUGAGCGUGCAGCCCCGGCAGAUCGUGCAGGUCGUCCGCCGCAGCCUGGAGGAACAGGGACUGUGUGUGCACGGUGUGCGGCUGCACGGCUCAGCCGCCAGCCACGUGCUGCAUCCGGAAAGUGGCCUGGGCUACAAGGACCUGGACUUGGUGUUCCGCGUGGACCUGCGCAGCGAGGCGUCCUUCCAGCUGACCAAGGAGGUGGUGCUGGCCUGCCUGCUGGACUUCCUGCCAGCCGGUGUGAGCCGGGCCAAGAUCACGCCACUGACACUCAAGGAGGCGUAUGUGCAGAAGCUGGUGAAAGUGUGCACGGACACGGACCGCUGGAGCCUCAUCUCGUUGUCCAACAAGAGUGGCAAGAACGUGGAGCUCAAGUUUGUGGACUCAGUCAGGCGCCAGUUCGAGUUCAGUGUAGACUCCUUCCAGAUCAUCCUGGACUCCCUGCUGCUCUUUGGCCAGUGCUCAUCCACGCCCAUGUCUGAGGCCUUCCACCCAACCGUGACAGGUGAGAGCCUGUACGGGGACUUCGCAGAUGCCCUGGACCACCUGCGACACCGUGUCAUCGCCACGCGCAGCCCCGAGGAGAUCCGCGGUGGUGGCCUCCUCAAGUACUGCCACCUCCUGGUGCGGGGCUUCCGGCCGCAGCCCAGCACUGAUGUGCGUGCCCUGCAACGUUACAUGUGCUCUCGCUUCUUCAUCGACUUCCCAGACCUCGUGGAGCAGCAGCGCACACUGGAGCGCUACCUGGAGGCCCACUUCAGCGGGGCCGACUCAGCUCGCCGCUACGCCUGUCUGGUGAUGCUGCACCGGGUAGUCAACGAGAGCACCGUGUGCCUCAUGAGCCACGAGCGCCGUCAGACACUGGACCUCAUCGCCACGCUGGCGCUCCAGGCGCUGGCCGAGCAGGGCCCAGCUGCUGCAGCCGCCCUGGCCUGGCGCCCUCCAGGCCCCGACGGGAUUGUGCCUGCCACUGUCAAUUACUAUGUCACCCCCAUGCAGCCUCUGCUGGCCCGGGCCCAUUCCUCUUAUCCCACCUGGCUGCCUUGUAACUGACUCAGACGUUGGCCAGAAGGGAUGGGGCCUCCCUGGAUGGAGUGGGGCCUCCAGGAGUGUGCGGAAGACAUGACCAGAGACAGGCAGCCUGUGCCAGCUGGCCCAACACUGCUGCAGGGUUGAGCCUUCGACUGAACAGACCAGACUCCCCCAGGUGAGGCCCCUGUGGGCUCAAAGCCAAGCUGGAGUUCUUGGCAGACAGACCCUUUGGUUAUUGUACCACACUUUGGGACCAGCAUGAUUGUGGGGUGCAAGGGCUGUUUGUCUUGAGGGUCAAUUGCCUUCAGGAGACAAAGCAUGUUUGGGGUGGUAGCCUCAAUGCCCAUCAUCUUGGGUUGAUUUCUGUGGCCUAGAAAGGGUCUUCUCGGCUAGGGCCAGCCUGCAGUGAUCCCAACAGACUCCAAAAGCCUGCAGCCCACACAAUGGCUAAAAUAUGGUAUUAUGGGAACUACUCACUUUGGGUGGGGCUGGGCCACUAACAGGGCCCGGUGGUCCAACCUUGCUAAUCACUGGGAGGAGGGAAACUGAGGCAUGAGGCAGAUACCUGGGUUUGGAGAGGGAUAGGUUUAGCCCACUGCCCUAAUACCCCUGCCCCGAGCUGUCAAGGUGUGUGGUGGGCAAGAGCCAAGUGGCCUGGGGUGGGACACAGCUCAUGCCCCUUCUGGGGUGUGGCUCCCUUCCCCCGUGUUGUGAGGACCCCUCCUGCCUGGGAGCUUGUUCUUUGGAGGGUGCUGGGCUCAAAGUGGCCACGGUCAAGUGCUCCCACCCCACUGGCCUGGUUACAGGGUCCCCCCCUUGGGAGAGGGGAGCUAUGCCCUGGUCCUUUCCCAUCCCUCUGGAUUUGUUAUUAUUUUGCACUCUUAACACCUGCUAAUAAAGAUUGUCUACACUGA